Ceratosolen solmsi marchali is the source of this 1220-nucleotide messenger RNA. Its product is annotated as RAB6A-GEF complex partner protein 2. Lineage: Eukaryota; Metazoa; Arthropoda; Insecta; Hymenoptera; Agaonidae. The record is from RefSeq and is a predicted model, not a curated record. The coding region runs from base 31 to 1170 and encodes 379 amino acids. The transcript has 6 exons.
UAUAAUUUUUUUUUUAUUAUCUGUACUAUAAUGAUUGAUAUUACAGCCAAAUUAGUAAAUGGAUCGACAUUCUUUACUAGUGAAACUAUUGAAUGUAUGAUUACAUUUAGUUGCCCAAAAAAUAAAUCUCUUGAAAAGGCUCAAAGCAAUGAAAUUUCACAUGAAAAUCUUGCAUGGGCUAGUGCUCAAAUACAUUGCCAAUGUUCAAUAAAUGAAAAAUAUAUAAUUGCUGAUAAAGUGAAAGCAAAUUAUAAACCAACUACAGUGAAUACCAAUACAACAUUUGCUCCAUCAUCUUGUGAUAAUGGACAUGAUGUAUUAAAUACAAAGCCAAAAAUAUUGUUUUGUGAUUUAAAAAUAUUACCAGGAGAAAGUAAAUCUUUUACAUAUAAAGAAAUUAUUCCAAAUAAUUCUCCUCCAUCCUACAGAGGACAAGCUGUUAAGUAUUCAUAUAAGAUAAGUAUAGGUACUCAACGUGUUAAUUCACCAACUAAAUUAUUAAGAAUACCUUUUAGAGUAUUGUCUUUAAAAGAGAUACCUGAUGGACCUAUUUGUAGUGAUGGCGUUGAUUUAAGUCCUAGCAAUCCAUUUUUGGAGACACCAAAGGAAUCUCCUGUUGAACUUGCUAUGCAAUCACUUCAGAAUAUAACAGCUAGGCGUAAUCCAAAUUUUUAUAAUAUAACAAAUGGCCGUGGUAGAGUUGUAAGAUUUUGUCUUUUUAAAAAUUCCUACAAGCUUGGUGAAGAUAUAGUUGGAACUUUUGAUUUUUCAAAUGCUACGGUAUCUUGUACUCAAGUUUCUGUUACUCUUCAGUCAGAAGAGCACAUAGUAGAGGAUUUCAAGAGAGGAAAAGCUCUACCAGCAUUAAGUAGCUUCAAUAAGCAUCAUGAAGUUGUUAUUGGAUUUUUAUGUACUCAUUUAAUGUUGCCAAUUCCCUUUCAUAUAACACCAGAGUUUAGUAGUGAAUUAGUUAAUUUAAAGUGGAAAUUGCAUUUUGAAUUUGUAACAACAAUGAAACCUAUAGAACAUCCAAAUGAAGAGACUCUAAGUUGGCAAGCACCUUCAAGUGUAGAUGUUGAAACAAUGGUUUGGGAUCUGCCAGUACAUAUUUAUUCAACAACAAUCCCACCAAAUAUUACACCUUUAGUGCAAAAUAGUAUAGUUAUGUAAAGAAAUAUUAAUCUAUUUUAUAAUUUGUAUAUAAUUUUCUAAUACAGCAA